Messenger RNA from Sphaeroforma arctica JP610, 2019 nucleotides. RefSeq lists its product as hypothetical. The transcript has 8 exons. Gene Ontology annotation, molecular function: guanyl-nucleotide exchange factor activity. Gene Ontology annotation, cellular component: plasma membrane. Lineage: Eukaryota; Ichthyosporea; Ichthyophonida. Gene Ontology annotation, biological process: Ras protein signal transduction; positive regulation of GTPase activity. The record is from RefSeq and is a predicted model, not a curated record. The annotation marks the transcript as partial.
AUGGAGAAAGUCCUAACCAUCAGGCGACUGCAGACGGUAGAGUCUGCGUCGCCAAUGGUCUCGCGGUCACUGCGUUCUGUGGGCUCGAGUAGUUCUGUGGAUUGUUCUCUGACCUGUGUGCCUGAGAUGGUUCCUAAUCCUCACACUGCGCCAAGUAAAAUGAGCGAAUCCGUGAUUUUCAAGAAAGAUGUCCCGCAUCUCGCUGAUCCGCGACAGGCACACAGACGCAGUCAUUCGACCACCAGUAUAGAUUCUAGUCAGGCUGGGCUUUUGGACGCCGCACACCCGUCGAGUACUGUAUAUGGAAGAUCCGCUUUGAGUGCAACAGACAGUCUCAGGACUGCACAGCAUGGCCAUGCCCAUUCGCAUACGGACGUGCGGCCAGAGUCGCUCGCCAUGGCUGUGAAUUCCAUCUGCGCAUCAGAUCGCAGUUCCUCUAUCGCCCAGAACGUCGACUCACCGCGAAAGAUCACCAGCAGACGCAUCAGAAAUGCUCUGCUCAGUCCUCGCAUUUUCAAUCGCGCGAACUCAACUGACGAAACACACCUCGACGUCUCAGGAAAAGGCCUUCUGUCUGCCACCGUGUCUGAUAAGACGAUGAAGUCGCAGCCUCGAAACUCCGAGACAAUCACCUUGGGAAACCUAUUUCGGCCUAGAAGUCGUACUAGCAGCUUGGAUCAUAAGCGUGCGCACGCAUUAGCUGCGUCCAUGAUAAGCGACUACGAGCCGAUGGCUAUGAAAAAUGACAAGGCGCCGUCGAAGAAUGCGAAGAGCUGGCGGCGGACAAUGGGUCGCAAUAGGAGUGAUACUGGCACCGGAAAGUAUCAGACAAACUCUUCCAGCAAGACCGAUCUACGCACUGACGUAUCAUCGACCAGCUAUGAAAACUCCAGCACUCACAGAAGGGAUUUGAGAAGUACAAGUGAUACUUUCAUUUCCAUCUCUCGUGAUGAUAUUAGCAGCACAAAUCUUUAUGACGACACUGCCGAUCGAAUCGAUGAUCGUGGCAAACUACACAGCAAAAGUGGUAUUGUCACUGCAUAUAGCGGCAAUUUGUCGAGCGACUUCAAGGAAAGUAAUACGAAGAACGUCGAUGGUGGUGGCAGAAGCUCCAGUGUCAAGUUCGACACCAGAUUCAUCACAGAUGAUGACUGCGGCAAUAUAGAAGACGGUAGCAGUAGAAACUACCGCAAUAAUAGUUAUAGUAACCUUGCAAGUAGUGAUAGUUUUGGUCAAAACAAUCAGGGUGAGAGCAUCAUUUAUGAGAGCAACGCAAAACCUCUCGGGAAGAAGAGCUUGAGCGGCCCGACCCCACAAAACCAGAUGGCUGCCCCACAGGCGACGUCUAAAGUGGCGAUGUUUCGUCAGAAGAGCGACAUUAGAUCUGUGGGAGGUGCGUUGUCUAAGUCACGGAGUAUGUUGGCCCGUGACGGCAGAGGUCAGAGUAAAGACAAAGAAAAGGACAAGGACAAGGACAAGUUAGACUUGUUCGCCAAGCGCUCGCGGGCUCUCACUGCUGGAUCGCAUCUGGGAUUGGGGCUGAAUGAAAAAGUCACCAGUGUGCUAAAGAAACUCAUGUAUAACGAGGAAAUUGGGCUCGAUCUUUUUCAGGACAGAGAUCCAUUAACGGACAGAUUGGAAGUAGGUAUGGGCAAUCGAUACGCCGAUGCGCCACAACUCAAUGAGUUCAUCUAUCGAUUCAAUUAUGAGAGCUACUGGGUGGCCACGGAAAUCUGCACUUUGGGAGAUGAUAGCCGGACACAGGCAAGAUAUAUCGCCAAAUUCUUAGCUAUCGCCAAACGUUGUAUCGAGUUACGAAACUACUACGGCGCCUUCGCUAUUAUGGGCGGUCUUCGAUUUCCUCCCGUGCGCUCUCUCAGGGAGGCGUGGAAGUUGGUACCGCCAUCUGUCAUCAGCGAUAUCAAAAACUUUGAAGCUACUUACAUGAAUCCUAGGAGCAACAUGAAAAUAUAUAGAAAUGCCGUGCCAUCGCCCGGGGACUUACCAGCCUUGCCGUUC